This is a messenger RNA of Macadamia integrifolia, 1454 nucleotides long. RefSeq names its product mRNA-decapping enzyme-like protein. Bases 159 to 1268 code for a protein of 369 amino acids. The record is from RefSeq and is a predicted model, not a curated record. Lineage: Eukaryota; Viridiplantae; Streptophyta; Magnoliopsida; Proteales; Proteaceae. Gene Ontology annotation, molecular function: enzyme activator activity; mRNA binding. Gene Ontology annotation, biological process: deadenylation-independent decapping of nuclear-transcribed mRNA; positive regulation of catalytic activity; deadenylation-dependent decapping of nuclear-transcribed mRNA. The transcript has 8 exons. Gene Ontology annotation, cellular component: P-body.
AAAGUAAGGGCAAAAAGAGGGUAAAUGCCUGCUUUACAGUCUUCCUUCCCUUAGCUGGCCUUCUCCUUCUUGCCUGCUCGCGGGUAUCGACUCUCGAUUACCUUUCAGUUGAUGAUAGAAGAACGUGCUUCUGACAGUAUUAGGGUUUCCGAACGAAGAUGUCGCAGGGCGGGAAAUUGAUGCCGAAUCUUGAUCAGCAAAGCACCAAAUUGCUUAAUCUUACGGUGCUUCAGAGAAUCGAUCCCUUCGUUGAAGAGAUUUUAAUUACUGCAGCGCAUGUUACCUUCUAUGAAUUCAAUGUCGAGCUUAAUCAAUGGAGUCGAAAGGAUGUCGAAGGAUCUCUGUUCGUCGUUAAGAGGAAUACUCAACCUCGAUUCCAAUUCAUUGUAAUGAACCGAAGAAAUACAGACAAUUUGGUGGAGAAUCUCUUAGGAGAUUUUGAGUAUGAAGUACAGGUGCCGUAUCUGUUGUACAGGAAUGCUGCCCAAGAAGUUAAUGGCAUUUGGUUCUACAAUUCUCGUGAAUGCGAAGAUGUUGCAAAUCUCUUCGGCAGGAUACUUAAUGCAUACUCCAAGCUUCCUCCAAAGCCAAAAGUAUCUUCAAGCAAAAGCAGUGAGUUUGAGGAAUUGGAAGCUGUCCCAACUAUGGCAGUGAUGGAGGGUCCACUGGAGCCAUCAUCAACUGGCUCUACCAUCAAUGACGGUCCUGAUGAUUCUUCAUUUGUGAACUUCUUUAGUGCAGCAAUUAGCUUAGGGAAUGCUUCAAAUGCAACAAUUUCUGGACAAGGACAUCAGUCUAAUGCAACAGCCCCUGUAUCUUCCCAUGCACCCAGCAUUGUUCCCUCCCCUGUGCCAACCUUGCAGAUACCUUCUCCUCUCCCAACGUCGUCUGCUUCUCUAAUGCCCCUUCUUGAUUCACCUGAUCUUAGCAACAAUAACCGUGCAGCCAAUCUUGUCAAACCUUCUACAUUUUUCACUCCACCACCACCAUCGUCGUCUGCAUUGAUGAUGCCACCCAUCUCUUCUUCUAUGCCAACUGCUCCUCCUCUUCAUCCUCCAGUGAAUCUGCAGCGCCCAUAUGGUGCUCCCCUGCUUCAACCCUUCCCGCCACCCACUCCACCUCCAUCUCUUACUCCCACCCCUUCUACACCAAGUUAUGGACCAGUUAUUAGUAGAGAUAAAGUCCGUGAUGCACUACUGAGGCUUGUUCAGGACAACCGCUUCAUUGAUAUGGUUUACCGCGAGAUCCUGAAUGCACAUUAUUCAUGACAUGUGAAAGAGGUGGUGUCCAGUUGAGCUGUCACAUUGGUUAUGUAGUUGUGAUCGAUUAGAAGUGCCUGUAAGAUGGGUUUUGUACAGCCUUUGUUCUCGUCAUUUGCUUUUGAAGGGGGGUAAAUAUAAUCGGUUUGUGUUUGUUCGGCUUUUAAAACUUUAUGAAGAAAAUACUUCAUUUUA